CAGAGCCGGCCCACGGCAUAGGCGGCCUAGACCGUUGCCUAGGGCGCCAUCUGGUGAGGGGGCGCCAAAUGGCAGUCUCCCUCUCAGUCUUUCUUUCCUUUUUUUUUAAAUUUUUUUUUUAUUCACUUUCUUAAUGCACCAUUAUGUUUACUCUCAGUCUCUCAACCUAUAAAUAACUACAAAUUUUGUGAAACUUAAAAUAAAACUCGUUUUCACUAAUCAUGACUCACAACUCUCGCGAGUUGUGAGUCACGCAUGCAUCCUUUUCCAUCUGAUCUGCGGCGCCGCCGCCGGGGCGGCGCCCCGCGCUACUACAGCAUGCUGUUGAGUUUACAAGGUGAGUGAGUGGGGGAUGGGCAGCGCAUCCCAUCAGUUUAUUGAUGAGAUGGUCGUCGUCGUAGCGCUGUCAUUUUUGUAAACAUAAAACUUUUAUCAUGAAAAGGCUGUCCAAGCCUUCGGGUGCUGCUUUCAGAAAGCGAAGAAGAGAAGAGGAGGAGAAACGGGCUCAAAGUCGAGAUGCUCUGAGAAAAUAUCUACAGCCACGACAGGGGCCAACUGUAGAAGCUGCUGCAGAAGAGGCAGCAAGCUCGGUCUCACAGUUACCUUCUCCUGUGGCUGUUAGUGACAGUGACAGUGAACAUUCAUCUCAAGCAUUAAGCAGAAGCACAGCAGUGAUUGAGACACAACUUCAAAAUGUUGAUGCUGGAGCAGUCAGUGAAGCACCAAGCAGCAGCACUGUAAUUCUUCAGACACCACCUCAAACGGUUGAACCAGAAGGACCCAGCACCAGCAGUCUCAAUACAAUCCGCCAGCCUACAGGCGCUCCAUCAACAUCAACAGAUGUAUGUGAGCCCAUCUCAGCAGCCCCCAUUGAUCCCGCUGAUUGGCCACCCAACUUGUCUGAUUCAGAGAGGACUGAAUUGGUUAGUCGAGGACCACCUGUAAUAAGGUCAGACUUCUCGUUCCCCAAAAAACAGGAUGGAAGAAGUUGCCAUCACCGCCAUUUCUUCAGACUGUUGACCAAUGGGGAAAAAAUCAAAAGGUCAUGGCUCAUGUAUUCAAAAAAGAAAGAUAGUUUGUACUGUUUCUGCUGCAAGCUCUUCUCACAGAAGACUUUUAAACUUAGCAAGGAUGGCACUGAUGACUGGAAAAACUGUGGUGACAUACUUAAAACACAUGAAAACAGUAAAGAACACACAAAUAACAUGGGAAGCUGGAGAGAACUUGAAAGUCGUUCAAAAAAGGGUCAAACAAUUGACAAUAUUGAGAUGGCCAUAAUACAUGCUGAAAGGAGGAGAUGGCGGGAAGUUCUCACCAGACUUGUGGCAAUUAUUAAGUCACUGGCAGAGAGAAAUAUUGCACUCAGGGGUUCCACAGACCAACUUAAUCAGCCAAACAAUGGAAAUUUCCUUAAGGAAGUGGAGUUAAUGGCUCAGUUUGAUCCUGUGCUGAAAGAGCACAUUAUUAAGAUUGAAGGAGGAGCCAGUCACACAACCUACCUGGGGAAGACCAUUCAAAAUGAACUGAUUGACUGCCUUAGUGAAAGGAUUUUGCAUGCCAUUGUAAAGGAAAUCAAUGAGUCCAAAUAUUACGCAAUCAUUUUAGACUGCACACCUGAUGUGAGCCAUGUGGAGCAAUUAUCAGUUAUAAUUCGCAUUGUCUCUGUUGAAGGCACUCCACAGAUUAAAGAACAUUUUCUGGGGUUUCUAGAGGCAGAGGAAACAACAGGAGAAGGCCUCUCAGCCCUCAUUCUUAAGAAAUUACUACAACUUAAUAUCCCAUUUGAUGACUGCAGAGGGCAAUCAUAUGACAAUGGAGCAAACAUGAAGGGCAAAAAUAAGGGAGUCCAAGCUAGACUGCUCCAGGUCAACCCGAGGGCUUUAUUUGUGCCAUGUGGAGCACACACUGUGAACUUGGUUGUCUCUGAUGCAGCAAAAAGCUCUGCUGAAGCCACAUGUUACUUUGGCUACCUGCAGAAACUCUUUAAUCUAAAUAAUAACAGUAUGACAUGGUUAAAACCUACAAAAAGUGGAUUUUGCAUGAUAUAG
Molecule: messenger RNA, 2048 nt
Organism: Acanthochromis polyacanthus (spiny chromis)
Lineage: Eukaryota; Metazoa; Chordata; Actinopteri; Pomacentridae
Product: zinc finger MYM-type protein 1-like
Exons: 5
Coding region: 435-2048 (537 amino acids)
Source: RefSeq, a predicted model, not a curated record